Molecule: messenger RNA, 4440 nt
Organism: Gadus morhua (Atlantic cod)
Lineage: Eukaryota; Metazoa; Chordata; Actinopteri; Gadiformes; Gadidae
Gene: flvcr2b
Product: FLVCR choline and putative heme transporter 2b
Exons: 10
Coding region: 990-2396 (468 amino acids)
Biological process (GO): heme export; transmembrane transport
Cellular component (GO): membrane
Molecular function (GO): heme binding; heme transmembrane transporter activity
Source: RefSeq, a predicted model, not a curated record
UAUUCAUUGAAAAGAAGAGGGAAGUUUGGAAAUAAACCCCGCCUAUCCCACGGCAGGAAACUUUAGUUGCAGCAAUUUGGUUAGGCCGAGAGAGGAUACUGUGUUGUAGCGUUAUCCCGGUCUACCGCCCACUUUAUUUCCGGUUCUUUACUUCGUGUGAACUGUGUACGCCAGUUUACGGGCCAAGGGCGAAAAUAAUACAACAUGACAAGAACAUCAACAAAAUGACAGGCUGAAUAAAUGUAUAGCUUGGACGUAGAAUCGGACUAAAGUAAUAUCGGAAACACGUAACGAAUAGAGCUAGCUAGCUCCCUCUCGCCGCCACCUAUGUCCUGAGUGCUCGCCCUCCCUCACCGAUAACGCCAAUUCGGAGCACCCCGUUUCGUGCGCUCCGUCUUGAAGUGGGAACGCCUGGAACCGAAUUGCUGACUGUCGACUCGAGUAGCUGUGUCACCGGGUAGGGAAAUUGUACCACGUGCCGAGCCAACAGUGGCUUGUAUCUAGACAAACGGACCCAGUGCUAAUACUACAUGCGUGGACCUAGAGUGACACAAGGAGAUCAUGAUCACGUGUGAUUGCUGGUACUAGGCGGGCACGUAAGUAGCUCACUAAAAGCAAAGACAGACUUUCAACUUGGAGUGAAACGAGUUCUGCUUGUCAAUUAUAUUCCUGGGGUGUUUGAGUUCCAUACCGGUUGCGCUGGUUAGGUUGAGUUUACGUUCAACAAGUCUGUUGACUCUAAUAGUGUUCUGUUCUGGUGUUAGGGUUAGGGAUAGUAUGUUUACGCGUUGUCAUUUUAAACCGGGCAAACUUUAGUCUCUACAGCUAUAGACAGUAUAAACACCCUGAACGGGCUGACCCGCCAGUGGGCAUUACAACAGUCACACUCAGUGACCCAGAAACUCCCCCAAAAAGAACUUUAAGCAGCCAUGUGGACAUAAAUACACUCGGGACAUAGGUACACCCGGGACAUAGGGACACCCGGCAGGAUGGACGUCGAGGAGCCUCCCGCCGAGCCGCCGCUGCAGCCGACCCGGCUGUACGUGAAGCGCUGGUUCAUCGUGCUGCUGUUCAGCUCCUACUCGCUGUGCAACUCGUACCAAUGGAUCCAAUACGGCAUCAUCAGCAACAUCUUCAUGCGCUACUACGACGUGAGCACCUUCACCAUCGACUGGAUGUCCAUGAUCUACAUGCUGACCUACAUCCCCUUCAUCUUCCCGGUCACCUGGCUCUUGGAUAAGAAGGGGCUCCGGGUGGUCGCGCUGGUCGCCACGGCGCUGAACUGCGCGGGCACCUGGAUCAAGGUGCUGAGCGUGCGGCCGGACCUCUUCGCCGUCACCUUUCUCGGGCAGUUCUGCUGCUCAUGCGCGCAGGUGUUCAUCCUGGGCAUGCCGUCAACCAUCGCAUCCGUGUGGUUCGGCUCCGAGGAGGUGUCCACCGCCUGUUCAAUAGGAGUGUUCGGCAAUCAGCUGGGCAUCGCCAUCGGGUUCCUGCUGCCGCCCAUCCUGGUUCCCAACGUGGAGGACAUGGACGAGCUGGCUGGGCACAUCCGCAACAUGUUCUACAUCACGGCCGGUGUGGCCACCUUCCUCUUCAUACUGGUCAUCAUUGUGUUCCAGGAGCGUCCGGAGCUGCCCCCGACCCAGGCCCAGGCCCGGGCGCGUAGCCUCCCCCCGGAGCAGUACUCCUACCUGGCCUCCAUCCUCCGCCUGGUGCGGAACCGGCCCUUCAUGCUGCUCGUCGUCACCUACGGGCUGAACGUUGGCUGUUUCUACGCAGUCGGCACCCUCCUCAACCGGAUGAUCAUCAUCCACUACCCUGGUGAAGAGGUGAAUGCUGGGAGAAUCGGACUUACCAUCGUGAUCGCCGGCAUGGUGGGGUCUCUGAUCUGUGGCAUCUGGCUGGACAAAACCAAGACAUACAAGCAGACGACUCUGGUGGUGUACUUCAUGUCUCUGGUGGGGAUGGUCGUAUACACCUCAACCCUUAGUCUGGGCCACCUAUGGGUGGUCUUCGUCACGGCCGGAUCUCUCGGGUUCUUCAUGACGGGGUACCUCCCGCUGGGCUUUGAGUUCGCCGUGGAGCUGACGUACCCCGAGUCAGAGGGCACCUCCUCCGGGCUGCUCAACUGUUCCGCACAGGUGUUCGGGAUCAUAUUCACGAUAUGCCAGGGGAAGAUCAUCGACACUUACGGCACGCUGCCGGGAAACAUCUUCCUCUGCGUGUUCCUGCUGAUCGGCGCCGGACUGACGGCUCUGAUCAAAUCAGAUCUUCGUCGACAAAAAGCCAACAAGCUGGUCAAAAUAGCAGCCGCAGCAGCGAUGACAGACCCGGGCAAGGAGUGCAGGGCCGUCACCCCAAUGAUCCAGCCGCAGAGCGUCCCGCCUCCUUCUUGAGAUUGACCAAUCAACCGCCAUCGCACCCGCCCCCACCCCUCACCCCCCCCCCCACCCUUUCACUUCCAAAACCAAGCAAACACUUGUUGGGUUCGACAAAAACUAAAAUCGAACCAAAUCCUAGCGCGACCCGCGGACGAGCGAAGGUAGGUCACGGCUGAGGCACACCGACUAUUCACACCACCCAACCCAACCCCGCCCUCACCCCCAAUCCCAUCACGCUACUGGUAAUCAGCACGCUGGACACACACACACACACACACACACACACACACACACACACACACACACACACACACACACACACACACACACACACACACACACACACACACACACACACCUGCCUGUUGGAUGUCCUGCCCAUCCCACUAACUCUUCCUUUCUCCUCUUCCAUCGAUGAUUCACGUUCCUGCGUUGUAUUUUCGUACGAUCACGGACGUGUUACCUACUUUAGGAUGUGGAGAUUCGUCCGAGCGAACUAUUGGUACACAGUGUGUCAAACCGACCAGCAUUUUAAGUUGAUAUUUCUAUGUGGAUUCUAAGUGGUUGUUCAACUUUUUUACACAUCUGCUGUUUUUAUUGUCAUUCCACACUGAUUGUACUGUAUUUUGCUCUUUGGGUUUACAGUAUCAGUGACAUAGUCAGUCUUCAAAUAAUAAGUAGGUAAUAUAAGAGUAAUGUAUUUUUAACAUCAGGGAUGGUUGAUUAUUACAUGUCCUUGAGUAUUCCGUGUAUUUUGAAUGCAAUAUCCUCCCCGAAGCUUUAAAAAACCCGUCCUAGGACUGCCACCUGGUGGUUGGUGUGUGUAUGUUCAACUGAACGGUCACUCACCGAAACGACCGGUCAUGGAUGUCAGUUGGAUAAAAUGACACACGGUUACCAGUACAGUUCUUUCAAUGUAUAUUCAUAGAAUAUCAACAUAACAUUUGGGAAUAUGCAGGAAGAACACUUUUGUAAAGAAAAUGGCUAUCAAAGGCUAUAUUUUAUUGACUACUAUUGACGAAAAAAUAACAUUGUUGUUACUUGACAGGAUCCUGACUCUGUGACUGGCACACCUUCAACAACCAUUUUGAGGGAAUUCAAGUGUUAAACACACACACACACACACACACACACACACACACACACACACACACACACACACACACACACACACACACACACACACACACACACACACACACACACACACACACACACACACGAUCAUUUUAUGAUCAAACAGAAUGUGAAAGUAAAUUAAGAUGACUGAAUUCAAAAAGUGUUAAACAUUAAUUUAUACCUAUAUCAAAGGUUUCUAAUUAACAUUGUAUAAACACAUAGUUUGUUAAUCUUUCUUGUACUUGGUAUGUUUUGUAUCGAAUCUCAACCACAGAAAUCACAAAAUCAUUGCACUCUGGAUAAUGACAGUGCCUAAAUAUUUUUUGUCUGUACAAUUCAAUGUCUUUCUAUACGUAACUUCUAUCACUUUAAAAUGUGUUCAAAACGAUAUUGGGAAACCAUACAGCAGAAAUGAAAUUGUGUAGGUUAUUUCUUAAUGACUUAACAGUUAUUUUAUUAUUUUUGUGAGAGAAAAAGAUUAAUUUGUUGUAAUAAUCUGCUAUUAUUGUGGUUUGUAUGUUUUUACAUUUUAAAAAUGCCUUAAAAGAGCAACAGAUCUGUGAAAUAUGAAAAAUAUGCUUAGUUGUAUCUUCAAUCAUGGCUGUCUACUUCGAAGUCUCUGUGAGUCUUCCAAACCAUGCCAUAUCUUUGGAAACAUGACAUUAAACAUGUUGAACUGGGAUGAAAAUAAUUUCAUAAGUGGUGAAGAUAUCACAUACAAUACCAUCGUAUCAAAAUGCAGUUAAUAGUAAUCUGUAUUUAACGCAACAAUGGCUGCCGCACGUAGGCCUACGUUUGUAUGAGCGCAGCUCAUGUGAACGUGUGUGUGCACAAUUUAACCACACAUGCCUGGAUUAAAUUUGGUUUGUUCAUGAAUAACAAUUUGUUGUUAAAUAUUUUGAGCUCCUCUUUUUAAUAAAGUAACCUAUAAGUAAACGUU